Durotheca rogersii is the source of this 830-nucleotide messenger RNA. RefSeq lists its product as uncharacterized. The record is from RefSeq and is a predicted model, not a curated record. The coding region runs from base 1 to 585 and encodes 194 amino acids. The transcript has 2 exons. NCBI's taxonomy places the organism in Eukaryota, Fungi, Ascomycota, Sordariomycetes, Xylariales, Xylariaceae.
AUGCACAUCGGGGGAAAACCCGCCUCGGCGUGGCUCCAAGCUGGAGAUAACGUUGACGACCUGGACUACUCCAGAGACGAUAGGGGCUUGAUUCGGGUGGACAAGAAGCCCGCGCCAAAGGCAAGGCUUUCGGCGCCGGUCCCUUCUGCUCAGGCCACAGCUGACAUCGUAGAGAGGGACUUUGGGUCCAUGUCUAUUCUAGAGUCCUCGUGCACUGCUCUCAUAAUAGCCUUCCAAGGUAGGCCGAGCACCCAUUAUCGUUACAAUUCUCGACUGGUAGGAGUCCUCAGUGGCGGUCCGGCCGGUGUAAUCUAUCCUGCUCCACACAACGACGCCUCGCUCUCCACGGCCUUCCUGAAUGCAGGGGGGUGGCCGACACAGGGGCUCCUCUCCUUCAUGGUCGGCUUGCCGGCGUCCGUGUUCUCCCUCGUCGGCGCCGACUCGGCUAUCGGCGUAAGACGCUUCCGGGCUAAACACCGAGAAUCCUCUCCACGCGCCCCUGGCACCAUGUCUUCGCGUCUUCCUCCCGAAUGCUACGAUCAUCUGCCAGGGAACGAGGAGUUCUUCCAGAGAGUUACUUCCUAAGGACGGGCGAGAAAACCCGCCCCGUGAAGGUCUUAGCUGCGCUAACCACACGGGAUUGGAUGCUUUCUAGCUUGACCGUCGCACCUCCAUCCCCAUCUAUAAUACUAUCGGCUUUACCGGGCUAAUAUUCGUCCUUCUUUCGCUGAUCAUCCUCGACUCAAGCGUCGCGUUCAACAUCGUCGUAAACCUUAGCAUCGCCGGCCUGGAUUCGUCCUACCUACUCUGUUGUAGUUUGCUUCUCUGGC